UGCUAAGUAGACGAUGACAAACCUUGAUAUUAAGUGGUUAACGCUUGACAGAAGAUAAUCAAUUCAAAGUUGACGUUGGAAAGGCUGGAAUCCAUCUCAGAAAACCAAGGCUCAGGGAAAGAGAUUCACACAGUAACCUUUCAAAGUAAGCCAUGACGUUCUGUCCCGAGUUUCAAUUCGGUAUUGAUUUAGUGGAAGCCGCUAUUGCUCAACGCCAGUUCCUGCGGAUCGUUGAUGAUUAUCCAAGUUUAUACGCCGGUCCACACGUUCGAAAUGCAAUCAGAAGAUAUGAACUUUUCUGGCUGCCUUUGCUGGCUCAGUAUGCCACUCGUAUCAAGAAAUGGUUUAUUCCUUUGAACGUCGCAGCACCACUUGACAUCGCCUGGGUGUGGCAUGUGCACAUGCUGUCCCCUGUCGAUUACCAGAGGGACUGUAAUGAAAUUGUCGCCACUUUGGUGGAUCAUAAAAUACUAGUCGGUGAGCAACGUGAUAGAGGGCUUGUAAAGGCCAGGGCCCUAUGGGAAAAGGUGUAUCCCGAAGAACCUUUUGAAGUAGACCUGGCGGCCCCUGUUUGCGACGCGCCAGAUUUCCAAUCAAGAAUUGAAUAUGACAUCGAGGCUGCUUGUGCUCGACAGAGGGUUUUUAAUUAUCAAGUGUCCCUACCUCAUUUUGCGGACAAGAGAUUUUUGACCGAAGCAGUGAAGAGGUAUAAAUUGCAUCUUUAUCUGAAGCAAAAAAAUCCAGAAUUGUUUUUUGUACCGUGCUAUGACUUUGACCUUAUUUGGCACGCACAUCAGCUUAAUCCAUUAAUCUACACACAAGACACCACGGAAAUCCUAGGUAAAGUAUACGAUCACAAUGAUUCAGUGAACGACCGACGGCCAGGCUCACAACUAAGCAAGUCUGAAACAGUAACACGAGAGAAAUGGAAAAACCUGGGCCAGAUAUUUGCACUAAAUGGAGCCAUGUUUCGCGGAGAGCCUCCUCUUGGUACGCAGAAAGAAUCCAUUGAUUACAGCUUGCAUGGAGCAUUUGAGUACACCGUGGACUUGUCCAUGUUGGAAGUUGAAGGUCUCCCAAAAUCGAAAACCUACACUGUCAAAAUUGAAGAUGUCAAUGGCUCGCAAGUGCUAAAGGUGCAAGUUCGUGGACCUGCUGCAAGAGUUACAAAAUCUAAUGGUGUGUUAUCAAGGUUUGCAUACAAAAAGAAGAAUAGCGGAAAUUUGAGGGUUCGUAUUCAGCAACAUGGGACUUGCUCUUGCUUUUCACAUUUACUAGACGAGUCUGCAGAGUAUUACUUCUCAGCCGAAUAUCUGGCCUGGAGAGUCUCCUACAAAAGUAACGUGGUGCCUCAACCGGAAACGCACAAGUUAACCAUUGCUGGAAACCUGAUUGUUCGGUUUACCACUGUGGUGCAUCCACCUCAGCCAGAUGAAUACAUUUUCACAGUAAUGCCAAAUGGGGAUUUCAGCCCAGUCCAAGAUGCUGCUUCCAUUUUGAGCUCACCAGCACUGUUCCUUUCGCCUUGUUCUUUGAACCAAACCCUGGCUUCUAGUGAAAUAUCAAUGCAUCGGCUACUGGAUUAUUGGGGACGAGAAGCGUUUACCUGCCGAGUGAUACACUCCGCUGAGUUGCUGUUCUCCUCCGUAGAGGUCAUGAACCGCGUCGGUAAUGUUGUUAGCACCGCGCACCUUCUACGCGAAAAUAUCCUUCCGACGAAGGAGCAAGUCGGCAAGCCUGAUUUUUGUUGCACUUUGAAUGAGGCGGGAGGGGUAAGAGCCAUAUUGAUUAGAGGGUGCAUAGACUGGGGCAUCUGCAUCGGCAAAUGGAAAGGAGCUGUAAAGGGCGUCCCUGGUGUACCUGGAAUAAAAGGGUCUGAAGGUAGUCCAGGUGUUAAAGGAACGCCUGGUGUGAAGGGCCAACCGGGUGAUUUGUGCAUCGAGUUCUUCUCAUUGUCCGGAGCACAAGAGUGGAAAAGAGUGAAGAAACGGGGAGAAAACUUCAGGGUAAGUCUUAGCAAAAAAGAGAUAGUCAACGUAAACCUUCGGACUGGAGUGAUCUCUUUUCCAUCCGCGGUAAGUGCCGUACCAGAAAACAUUGCACUGGGAUUCUCUAUAGCUGUCCUUCAUCUUCUGUGUCAGCCUAACACUUCGACAAGAAUGACCGACCACACGAAGCCAUCAGUUAUGGCGUCAAGCCUGGAAGACAAACCUCGCAGAAUCCGUUGUGAAGACCUGGCGCUGGUAGUCGCAGCAGGGUUCUAUGCCACCACUGUACCGAGCAACGCAUAUAUUAAGCACAAACUUGGGGACGCCUGUGGUGGCGGUGGUGGAUGCGGAGGAUGUGGAGGAUGUGGAGGAUGUGGAGGAUGUGGAGGAUGUGGAGGAUGUGGUGGAUGUGGUGGCUGUGGCUGUGGCUGUGGCUGUGGCUGUGGCUGUGGCUGUGGCUGUGCCUGAGGUUGUGGUUGUGGCUGUGGUGGCUGACGGGAUUAUGGCUUGCUUACUAACUAAGGAUGAACUGAAAGGCUGAGGAACUGAGGAACUUACGUUUAAGUCCUCGAAAAUAGAGAGAUUUUUAUGACCUGCCCUCACUGACAUGAAACUGUGCUCUAAUUUGAAAGUAACAGAAAUAUCUUUAGAGAAGGGAACAUGCCCGCAUGAACCGAGUCUGGUGCAUCUUUGGGUUUGCGCAUAGUAUUGAGUAAUUUUCUUUAACCUCUGUGCCGUCAUUUCCAAAUAGGACUGUCACAAUUACUUACCGAGGAACUUCGCCGUAUUUCGGCGAGAUUUUGCGAGUGUUUCUAGGGUACUCUUAAGUUAGAUGUAUAAGUCAAAGAUUUAUUAGACUUAAUUAAUUGGAUACAACGUUAUUCUCUGGACAUUAGAAAAAAUAUGAUGUAGUAACAUAAAAUAUCCACUUGUAUCUCGAUUUAAUGGUAAA
Molecule: messenger RNA, 2940 nt
Organism: Pocillopora verrucosa
Lineage: Eukaryota; Metazoa; Cnidaria; Anthozoa; Scleractinia; Pocilloporidae
Source: RefSeq, a predicted model, not a curated record